CCGGAGCAUGGCAUUUAUCAAGGCCAUCCCCUCUCGUCUUAUCUAUUUGUUCUAACAAUGGAACGCAUGAGCUACAGCAUUGUUGAUUCUGUUAAUAAGAACAUCUAAGCUUUUUGCUUUGUUAAGGGUGGCAUCCCUCCCCACCAUUUGUUCUUCGCCGACGACCUGAGUUUGUAUGUUAGAGCGGACAUCCCCAAUGCGGAUGUCAUCAACUCAAUCCUUGCAGUCUCCUAUGGACUCCUAUCAUUCUCCAUGUGGUUCUUGGUUUUAUCCUGGCUGUUUGCUCCUUUCCUUUUGAAUCCGUUGGGAUUCGAAUGGCAGAAGACAGUAGAAGAUUGGGAAUAUUGGUCAAAGUGGAUUAGCUGCAGGGGUGGCAUCGGAGUUUCCUAGGUUAAGAGUUGGGAAUCAUGGUGGGAGGAAGAACAGGAGCACCUGCGACACACCGGGCUCAUGGGACGUCUUGUGGAGAUCAUUCUUUUGCUUCGCUUCUUCAUCUACCAGUAAGGAAUUGUGUAUCAUCUAAACAUGACCACCACCAGCAGGCAAGGUAUUCGGUAGAGCCUAGCGGUGAGAAUUGCUCUCUAAACUUAAUGAUCUCACCUGUCUUCUUAAGCAAGAAACCCUUUUUCAAAUGUGCCUGGUUUCAGGUUUAUGGUCUUUCCUGGCUGGUCAUUGUAGCCGUGUUGGUUAUUCUAAAGAUCAUGUCGAUGAGUCGAAUGAAGUUCAGCGCGGAUUUCCAACUGAUGUUCAGACUCCUUAAGCUACUAAUGUUCAUCGGAGCCUACUAGCGUUCAUACCGACUGGGUGGGCGCUUCUGCUGAUAUCGCAAGCGUGCCGGAUAUCGGUGAAGGGAAUCGGGAUGGGGGAAUCGGUGAAGGCACUGGCAAGAGGGUACGAAUACAUGAUGGGAGUGUUGCUGUUUGCACUGACAGUGAUAUUGGCAUGGUUCCCGUUCGUAUCGGAAUUCCAGACGAGGCUGCUCUUCAACCAAUCCUUCGGCAGAGGCCUUCAAAUUCAACGUAUUCUGGCUGGUAGCAAGAAGCAUGCCUAAACAAAAAAAAGAAAAGGAAAAUAAAACCCAAGUGAAGGUGCAUUGAAGACGAAGAUGCCACUAGGAUGAACCAACAACUCUCAAAUUUAUUUAGUGGUUUCGAAUCUUGUAGAGCA
Hibiscus syriacus is the source of this 1167-nucleotide messenger RNA. RefSeq lists its product as uncharacterized. The record is from RefSeq and is a predicted model, not a curated record. Bases 408 to 788 code for a protein of 126 amino acids. The transcript is spliced from 3 exons. NCBI's taxonomy places the organism in Eukaryota, Viridiplantae, Streptophyta, Magnoliopsida, Malvales, Malvaceae.